GCUUUGUUGUUUGUCCCUGCAGGGCUGAUUGAGCAGCGCGUGACUGACGGCCCGCGGGGGUGUUGUCCAAUCAGCGGUCUGCCCCGCGCCCAAUGGGUGAGUCCUCGCUGCUAUUGGCUGAGGCGAGUGUGGGAAAGAAUGCAGAGAGGGAUUCACACGAACUGGGAGCACGCGAGCCGUCUAUAAGUAGCGCCGCGGCGUGUGUCGGGCUGCAGAAGCGUAUCUCGGCCCGCACGGUGCAGCGCACGCCCCAGCACUCAGAUGACAGCUCAGCGAUAACACAACGCAAACCGAUCGGUGGGACUGCCAGCCAUUUCUCUUAUGUUCUGCAGCGGCUAAACCUGAUUUUUUGGUAAACAUCUCUGCAGUUUUUUUUUUAUUUCCCCCGCGCUUCCAAAGAGGAUUUACUUCUUUACACUUUUUGUCUGGUUUGAUCAACAAUGCCAGCUGACACUAUGGAAAAGCAGACGGCAUCUCCUAUCGCCGGUGCCCCUGCAAACGGAUCACACACUCCGGACAAACCUAAAAAUGCUAGCGAGCAUAGAAAAUCAUCCAAACCUAUCAUGGAAAAACGCCGGAGGGCAAGAAUAAACGAAAGCCUUGGACAGCUGAAGACUCUAAUCCUGGACGCACUUAAAAAAGAUAGCUCCAGACACUCUAAGUUGGAGAAAGCGGACAUCCUUGAAAUGACAGUGAAGCACUUGAGGAACCUGCAGCGCGUCCAGAUGAACGCAGCGCUCUCAGCAGAUGCCACCGUCCUGAGCAAGUACAGAGCCGGAUUCAACGAGUGCAUGAACGAGGUCACCCGCUUCCUGUCCACCUCAGAAGGGGUGAACACGGAGGUGAGGUCUAGGCUCCUCAACCACCUGUCCAGCUGCAUGGGCCAGAUGAUGUCCAUGAACUAUCCGCAGCAGGCCACAUCCCAGCAGGCGCACCUGGCUCAGCCCCUUCAUGUGCAGCUCCCGUCCACUCUGCCCAUCAGCAGUGCUACUAAACUAAGCCCUGCCGAGGCCGUAUCCCCCAAGGUGUUUGGUGGGUUCCAGCUGGUGCCCGCAACCGAUGGACAGUUCGCUUUUUUGAUCCCUAACCCGGCCUUUGCCUCUGCUACAGCCCCAGUCAUCCCCCUUUACGCAAAUGCAGGAGUGCCUGUUGCCCUCAACGCCAGUCCGGUUCAUGGCAGCUCAGCACCGACUGCAGCAUCUCCUGUCCACGGCAUGACGUCCUUCUCCGGAGGACCCCAAGCUGUCAGCCCGGUUGGGGUCAGCGCCAGCUCGGAGGCCAAUGAGGCCGUGUGGCGGCCUUGGUAACGCAAGGGACAAGAGACUUAUGUGAGACUAGUUUGCUUCGCUUUUCCAGUUUAGACAUUUAACUGACCGCGCGCGCACAUACACACACACACACACACACACACACACACACACACACACACACACGCACACACAUACACGCACACACGACUGUCGCGGGAGUUAAAACAUGGAACUUUUCCGGGAAGGUAACUCAAACCACUUAAUACCUCCCAGUAGUUGUCAUUGUUUCGUUUUAUGGAACAUUGGUUGUCUUAAAUGGCACAUGUUUUUUAUAAUUUAUUUUCUGAUUCCAACAUUUGGAGGUCGGUGAUAAAUGCUGUACAUGCAGAUGGAAGAUUUAUAGGAAAUUUUUGUUAUGAAGUACUUUUUAUGAAAAGGUUUAGUUUUGUACAGAGUUGUUAUUGAUUGUUAUACCAAAGCGGUGUUUUAUAUUCUUUGUUGUUUUGUGUUGAAAAGAAAAACUGAGGUUGGGUGAUGGCCCAUUGUUUGAAAUAAACAAGAUUUUAAAAAUCGA
Scatophagus argus is the source of this 1824-nucleotide messenger RNA. It is a transcript of the gene hes4, whose product is annotated as hairy-related 9. Lineage: Eukaryota; Metazoa; Chordata; Actinopteri; Scatophagidae. Gene Ontology annotation, biological process: anterior/posterior pattern specification; regulation of transcription by RNA polymerase II; regulation of neurogenesis. The transcript is spliced from 4 exons. The record is from RefSeq and is a predicted model, not a curated record. Gene Ontology annotation, molecular function: DNA-binding transcription factor activity, RNA polymerase II-specific; protein dimerization activity; RNA polymerase II cis-regulatory region sequence-specific DNA binding. The coding region runs from base 441 to 1307 and encodes 288 amino acids. Gene Ontology annotation, cellular component: nucleus.